Molecule: messenger RNA, 816 nt
Organism: Corylus avellana
Lineage: Eukaryota; Viridiplantae; Streptophyta; Magnoliopsida; Fagales; Betulaceae
Product: alpha carbonic anhydrase 4-like
Biological process (GO): one-carbon metabolic process
Molecular function (GO): zinc ion binding; carbonate dehydratase activity
Source: RefSeq, a predicted model, not a curated record
AUGAUGAUCUUCUUCCAGACCAAUCCCACCGCCAUCUUUGUAUUUCUCAUUUCUCUCAUCCUCUCAUCCCACCACCUCUCUACAGCUAGCGACUCUGAAGCAGAUGCUCAUGACACUCCAUUUAGUUACAUUGAAGGAAGUGGUACAGGGCCAGAGGAUUGGGGCCAACUCAAUAUUCCACUUUGGAUAGCUUGUGGUAAUGGAACAAUGCAGUCUCCUAUUGAUAUUCAGCAGGUGCAGGGUUCAGCUCUAGGAGAAUUAGAAACGGACUACAAACCAGCUCCUGCUAAAUUGGUGAACAAGGGACACGACAUUGCAGUGGAGUGGACACAGGAUGCAGGAAAAAUUACCAUAAAUGGGACUGAUUACCAGCUGCUCAAGGUGCAUUGGCAUUCACCCUCUGAGCACACAUUCAAUGGAACAAGGUAUGACUUGGAGAUUCAUGUAGUUCAUCAAAGCUCCAGUGGAAAUUAUGCUGUUGUUGGAAUUCUUUACAAAAAUGGCUCCUCUGAUCCCUUCCUUGAAGAGCUGCACGACCAGAUAAAAUUGAUUGGGGAACAAAAAAUAAUAGAUCUGGGGAAUAUUGACCCAGAAGAUAUUGACUUUGACAGCGAAGAGUAUUACAGAUACGAAGGUUCUCUUACAACUCCUCCAUGCACUGAGCGCGUCACUUGGACAAUAUUCAAGGAGGUGAAGACGGUUUCAAAGGAGCAAGUGGAUGCCUUAAAGGCAGCCGUUGACAAGGGAUUUCAAUCAAAUGCAAGGCCAACUCAACAAGCAAAUGGAAGAGUACCAGAUCAGUAUAUGGACGACUAG